AAUGCGUAUCCCUACGGCAAAGCGUAAGUUUGCUUCCUGAUUUCUGUGAUGGCCAUCAAACUCCAUUAUCGGACUGACUCAACCAAAUUUGAACUAACUUUUUUUUCUUGGUGGUGAUUUUAGUUUCAUUGAUGCUGCCAGGGAAGCCCACGUGGAUCAUAUUAUUUUCCUUACUCCUUUCUCGCCUUUGGAUCCCAUUUCCAAAGUGAUGCAUUCCCAUCAUUCGUUGAGCCAUGAUGAUCCCACCUCCUAUCGACAUCAAUUCAUGCUGAUCGAAUCGUAUCUGCGCAGCGAAUUUGACAACAGUCAAGUUACUAUUUUGAGAUAUCCCGGUAUCAUGCAUCAACAUUUGCUGGUGUUUGGCAAAUAUAUUGCCGAGCACAAUGCCUUUCCAUUGCCGACCAAACUCAUGGAAAUCACCGUCGAGACUUCCAACAUGCUGGACAUUGCACGUGCGACCGCUUGCAUUGCGUAUUCCCCCACUUUACGUCACAGCAGAAAUGCGUACAAGAUUACGGGGCCCCAAUUACUCACACUGCAAGAAGUGAGCGCAAGGGUUUUGACUGGUCUCAAACGCGACGUGGCUUUCAAUUUGAUGGACAUGACCGCUCUGAAACAGAUUCUAUGUGACAGCCUCGGCAACGAAGAUCAUGUUGUAUUCCUUUUGGAGAUGUGGGGUUUACAACAACAAAAGUUAACAGGUCGACGUUUCGAAAUCACUCGCGACUUGGAAGCUUUGACGGGACAAAGCGGGACAACCUUGAAUGAAUUCCUUGACGAUGACACGGUGCGUGAUGCUUUCCAUAUGACAUCGCCCUCGGUUGCCUAAACUACCACACGAUACCACCCGCUUUUUCUUAUUUUUUUUCUCCUCUCUUCUCCUCUCAUACUCCUAAUUGACUUGAUUUAAUUUUCGUUCUUUGCUUUCCGUUGUUUUUAUGUCCAUUUACUUUAUUUUGUAGUACAUAGUCAUUUUCCUUCUACUUUUUUUUAUGGGGAUAUUCCCCUCCAUUUGGUGCUUAUGAAUUACUUUACUGUUUCACACCUAUUUCAGGCACAUCCUGUACACUUGAAUCCAAAAUAUGCAAAUAUCAUAAUAUAAAUAUUUUCUCUGAUCAUCCCAGUAUAGGUGUGUUCUUCCAACGAUGUUAAGCUUUUCUUGUGGCCAAAAUUUUCUGUUUAGGAUGAAAAAUUCUGCAACGAAGAAAACAGUGGAUGAUGGCUAUUUCAUCAGUCAGUCAUGCUUGUUUCAUAUG
Messenger RNA from Radiomyces spectabilis, 1256 nucleotides. RefSeq lists its product as uncharacterized. The record is from RefSeq and is a predicted model, not a curated record. The transcript has a single exon. Lineage: Eukaryota; Fungi; Mucoromycota; Mucoromycetes; Mucorales; Radiomycetaceae. The coding region runs from base 209 to 829 and encodes 206 amino acids.